UGUUUCCGGUUCUUUGUUUGACGUUGUAUCCGGGCAUGUUUAAGCUAAUGUUGUUCAAAAUAUAAAUUUAUAAAUGAAUUGCUAGGGGCUUUAAGAUUGUUUGACAUGUUUGAGUCAUUUGGUCGAUGCAGGAAAGAGUAACGUGCAUUGUUGUAGCGACUUUAUUCUACAAGUCUUUUCUAUUCAGCCAGCUAUUUCGUUAUUUAAGGCAGGGGCAGUUCAUUGUUAGCCUAGCUUUAGCCAUGCUCUCAAACUCCGCUUUCACUUGUCUUCUGGGUUGCGGCUUGCUUGCGACAGGGACCACGGCUUCUAGCUAGCUUGGUAGCUAGCUAGCUAGGAAUAAUUUUCCAGUAUUAGUGUAUUGUGUCCUCUAAUUUGUGCUUUAGCGUUUCUUGGACUUUUUUUUCUGUCACAUUCCCUGUAACAGCAGCGGUUUUGUUUUAGCCUAACACGUAAAUUCGCUGUUAGCUUAAUUAGCGACUCAGCCAACUGGCUAACUUUGAGGAAACGUCUUUUUUGAUGACAUUUAAUUUGCGUUGCUUUGACCCCGGCAGUACACGUUAACCCCAUUAGCAGAAGACGCCUGUCACCGUCUUCUAACAUUUUUCACCACUCAGUGAAGAACCGGAGCUUUCGUUUGUACAGUUUGUGAUUAUACAUGCCUGCCACGAUGGCUUCUUCCUCUGGAAACGAUGACGACCUCACCAUCCCUAGAGCAGCUAUCAACAAGAUGAUUAAAGAAACUCUCCCUAACGUACGAGUGGCUAACGACGCCAGGGAGCUUGUGGUUAACUGCUGCACGGAAUUCAUACACCUCAUAUCCUCAGAAGCCAAUGAAAUAUGCAACAAGUCCGACAAGAAGACCAUAUCUCCUGAGCAUGUUAUCAAUGCCCUUGAGAGCCUCGGUUUCGCGUCUUACAUCACGGAGGUGAAAGACGUGCUGCAAGAGUGUAAAACAGUAGCCUUAAAGAGGAGGAAGGCGAGCUCUCGAUUGGAGAACCUGGGUAUCCCAGAGGAGGAGCUCCUCAGACAGCAACAGGAAUUAUUUGCUAAGGCACGGCAGCAGCAGGCAGAGCUCGCCCAGCAGGAGUGGCUACAGAUGCAGCAGGCCGCCCAACAGGCACAGAUGGCGGCAGCAUCUGCCAGCGCUGCCCAGCAGGCCGGUUCCUCUCAGGACGAAGAUGAAGAGGAUGACAUGUGAUCCCAGGACGUCAUUCAACUUGUCUGAAUCCCUUCCUGGGACAGCGUCGGUGCACAAAUGUCCCAGUGCUGUCAUCGACAGAGACAUGGGAUGUGUUUGACCGCUGGAAUACAUCAGUGUAACAUGGAAAAUGCACAUUGGAAUGGACAGUGAAGAGAAAGCUGAACAGGGAUUUCAAGAUAGCCACACAUUCAGAUACCAGUACCUGAAAAUGAUUUGGAUUGAGAGGCUGUUGAUAAAGUUUUUGAUAAAUCUCUUCUUCUCCCCCUUUUUUCCAGUUGCCUCUGUUUAAUUAUGUCUUGACAUUAUGUUGUGAGUAAUUUGUAGAUUUCUGAAUGUGUUGUGGACACUGAAGGCAGACAUUGCCUACGAAAUGUCAGUAAAUUUUGGUAGUAACGCAGAAAGUGUUCGCUCCUUCAGGUAAUGCGCCAGAUAGCUUACUUACGUUGUCCGUUGUACUAGAUCACUUCCUGUGAUUUAGGAGAUCUGCUAGAAUAUUUUCACAGCAGUUAAUUUCUCUUUUAUUUCUUUUUUUUGUGGUUUGGUCAUUUUUCCAGAGAUUUGUUCACCAGAGGAUCAUUUUAGGGGUUGUGACUAUUAGAUUUUUUUUUUGUUAAGUAGACAACUCAAUGGACUUUUUGUUUAAUCUUAAUACAUUCAGAUACUUCAUAUUUCAUUUUCUUUAUACCUUGAGCCACCCACAGUAUUGCUAAUUAGCCACACCUUUUGGAAAUGGAACAUUUUUGUCUCAUAGAACCAAAGAUGGAAGACAGACUAACAGCCCAGAGAUGGUGAUUAUUAUUAUUAUUAUUAUUAUUUUUUUUAAAGGUGUAGGUGCUACUGUGAUUCUUAUAGCUGACUCCAGGUCAGUGCAGUGUACACAAUGUUAAGGAUUAUUACCCUGUGACUUUGUAAGAUGCUUUGAUAUCCAGGCUAAAUUUGUUAUUUCCCUUAUCCUUGGGUGCAGUAUCAAACAUUUGCAUUGUGACUGUGGUCAGUCUUCAGUGUAAAGACAAGUAACAUAGUUGUGACACACAUUCACUUGCCUAUGCUACAAAGUUGUAUUCUUUAAGCAAUAAAGGACUCAUGUUUUAUAGAUCA
Messenger RNA from Scatophagus argus, 2302 nucleotides. RefSeq names its product down-regulator of transcription 1 (gene dr1). Gene Ontology annotation, biological process: RNA polymerase II preinitiation complex assembly; negative regulation of transcription by RNA polymerase II; chromatin remodeling. Lineage: Eukaryota; Metazoa; Chordata; Actinopteri; Scatophagidae. Gene Ontology annotation, molecular function: core promoter sequence-specific DNA binding; TBP-class protein binding; general transcription initiation factor activity. Gene Ontology annotation, cellular component: negative cofactor 2 complex. The record is from RefSeq and is a predicted model, not a curated record. Bases 659 to 1201 code for a protein of 180 amino acids. The transcript is spliced from 3 exons.